AUGUUGCCGCUCGUAGCAGGUCUACUUACUGCCUUGCCUUUCAGCCUUGCGCAAGGUCCACAGUAUCCUCCAUCACCGCCUGAUCCUGCUACGAUUGCUCAGUAUGCCACUUGCAUUGCGAAUGCUGUCAGUGGCAACUCGAGUCAAUAUGUGGUGCCGACUUCGCCGAACUAUGUGAGCGAGCUGGACAUCUACAACCUCGACAAUGUGGUCGCUCCCUCGGCUAUAGCUUUCCCAACGACGGCAGAAGAGGUCGCUGCCUUGGUGAAGUGUGCUCGCGAUGCGAAGAUAGCGGUCCAGCCGCUGAGUGGUGGACAUGGUUUUGAUAAUUUUGGUCUGGGAGGAAUCAAUGGGUCCUUGUCGAUCAAUUUGCAGAACCUGAACAGUAUCACGUACAACGACGCCGAUCAAACGCUCUGCUUCGGCACCGGGAACUUACUUGGUGCUCUGACCGAGCAAUUGACUGCUGUCGGCCGUACUGCCGUCUACAGCUUCAUCCCAUCCAUUGGUACGGGAGGACACUUCACUGUAGGAGGCCUUGGACCACUGUCGAGGACCUACGGACUUGCUGCCGACCAGAUCAUAGAAGCGCAAGUCGUGCUGGCGGACGGCUCCAUCGUCACCGCGUCCGACGACGAGAACCAGGAUCUCUUCUUCGCCAUCAAGGGCGCCGCGUGGAGUUUCGGUAUCGUCACCCGGUUCACGAUCAAGACGCGCGAUCCUGUUCAACCCGUUCCCUACUCGUACAUUGUGCCUGGCAACUUUAGCACUUCUGCGGGUGUCGUCGCCGGCUGGCAAGGUCUUAUCUCGCAGAAGAAUUUGUCGAGAAGUCUUAGCUCUACGAUCUAUAUCUACGAGGGCUUCUCGCUCGUCACUGGGUCGUUCUAUGGGUCACCGGAGGACUUGAUGAAGGUCGAAACAGAGUCAGAGGUACAGUUCGCUGCCGCUGGGGUUGCAGGGCCUACCGGCGAUGCACUUGACACGGCCGAUCUGCUUGCUGUCCUGGACAAGCUUAACUUGACCGCUGCCUUCGGGUUAGUCAACAACUUAUCCGGUACAGGUCUUCUGGGUUUCCUACCGGCUCUGUCUGCAGAUAUUCUCCAGCCCCUCAUUGGCAGCCUUGCACAAGUGGCACCGGCAAUCGAGUCUGGUGAUACCGCGGCAGUCUUACAAGACGUCCAGCAACUCAAGGAUACCAGUCUAGCAUCCGUGCUCGAAGCUUUCCAGGGCGAUACUGCUGUUUUGCAGUCCGUCUUCACGAACCUUAGAUACUCGGGUCUCCUCGACAUCAUCACCAACACGACCGACCUGCAUAUCCUGGGCGAGCUUCUCCCGAACCUCAAUCUCACGUCGAUCCUCGAGCUUGUCAGCGAUGUACAGCAGAGCCCACUGCUAUCAGCACUACCACCUGGCACCAAGCUCUCAGGCGUCUUCUCGACUCUCUUCGCCUCGCAUACGCCCGCCCACUUCUACAGCAAGAGCCUGAAGUUCACCGAGAACACUCUGAUGACAGAAGAUGCCAUCGACCAGGUCUUCAACUACCUCGACACUGCCGAAAGCAACUCUCCUCUAUGGUUCGUGGUCUUCGACCUCGCAGGUGGAGCGAUCAACGACGUGGCUCAAGAUGCGACAGCAUACUGGCAUCGUGAUGCGCUGUAUUGGAUGCAGAGCUACAUCGUGGACCUCACGCAAAUCGUCACUCCCACCUCGAGGCUCUUCCUAAAUGGGCUCAACGAGGCCGCCAAGAACGCGACUCCUGGUGUUGAUGAUAGUGCGUAUCCUGGGUAUGUCGACAAGAGCUUGCAUGAUGCUCAGACGGCAUAUUGGGGUGAUAAUGUGGAGAGGCUGCAGAAGAUCAAGGCGGAAUUGGAUCCUGAUAAUGUGUUUAGGAACCCGCAGAGCAUUCAGGUGGAUGCUGAGGAUAGUGGAUAG
This is a messenger RNA of Fulvia fulva, 1932 nucleotides long. Its product is annotated as FAD-linked oxidoreductase sorD. The record is from RefSeq and is a predicted model, not a curated record. NCBI's taxonomy places the organism in Eukaryota, Fungi, Ascomycota, Dothideomycetes, Mycosphaerellales, Mycosphaerellaceae. The coding region runs from base 1 to 1932 and encodes 643 amino acids. Gene Ontology annotation, molecular function: FAD binding; oxidoreductase activity. The transcript has 2 exons.